UGAUUCCCGCAACACAGAGCAACACGGUCACGCCGACCACGUCCACAUCUGGGAGCACCACCGCCAUGACAGGCUCCACCAGCCCCAUGUUCUCCUCCUCCUCAGUGAGCACCAUGAACGUCAGCACCAACUUUUCGUCAACCGACAAUACAACCAUGACAAUGACCACAGCUACAACCACCACAGCUACAACCACCACAGUAAAACCAGUACCCGAUAUAUCCCACAAUACAGACCUUGCCAUGAAUGUCCUCAACUUUACAGUAAGCAACGACAAUACGUCAGACAUCCAAUAUCUGAACGCCAAUUUGACCAGAGAACAGCUUCUCACUAUGUUGAAUGCCCAGUUCCGACCUAUCAGCUUUAGCACCGAACUGAUACAUGUCAACACCAGCCAGAUGCCAGCCGUGUAUGUCCUGAGGGUCAUGUUCCUGCAGAAGAACACCGUAAACAACACGCAAGCUCUUGGCGGUCAAAUUAACAGCGCCUUGAGAAAUUUGGAGAACAUGCCGGACUUUAAUACGCCCAACCUCAAUGUGACUUCAACCAGAGUUAGCCAGUUCCUCAAUUCGACGAUGGAUGUGUGUUCAGCUGUGAACAUCUGUCCUGUAGACUACACAUGUCUGGUGGAUGGCUGCCGACAGAUGUGUCGGGACAAAACCUGCAGCUCACACGGCACGUGCUACGUUAGUGUCACUGCCACUGGCACAGCCAAGGCCAUGUGUCAGUGUGACAGCGAAUACGCCACUGAAUACAUGGGAGACAACUGCGAGUACUCUCGCCAUGGACGUCUAGAGAUCAUCGCCAUCAUCGCUGGAGUGCUAGGCGCUGUCAUCCUUAUCCUCAUUGUCGUCAUCAUCGUCUUGUGCCUUAAAUACAACCGAACAUCUGCACAUUCCAAAUACAACGUGUCAUCGGCCGACUACAGCAACACUGCAUACGAUGGGGCCCAGCAGAAGUAA
This is a messenger RNA of Candidula unifasciata, 962 nucleotides long. Lineage: Eukaryota; Metazoa; Mollusca; Gastropoda; Stylommatophora; Geomitridae. The record is from the annotation of a GenBank genome assembly.